Manis javanica (Malayan pangolin) is the source of this 4753-nucleotide messenger RNA. It is a transcript of the gene ZDHHC5, whose product is annotated as zDHHC palmitoyltransferase 5. Lineage: Eukaryota; Metazoa; Chordata; Mammalia; Pholidota; Manidae. The record is from RefSeq and is a predicted model, not a curated record. Gene Ontology annotation, cellular component: plasma membrane. Gene Ontology annotation, molecular function: palmitoyltransferase activity. Gene Ontology annotation, biological process: protein palmitoylation.
GUGAAUGGGAGUGAGCGGGGGCGGGCGCGGCGGCGCGAGACCCAUGAAUGAGAGAAACGUGCCCCGCGCGAGACGUCGCGCGCGCCCGGGACAGAGAGCCAAUGGGAAUGCUGGGAGGGCUCGGGACCCGGCACUGAGGGCAGCGGUUGCUGCCAGCUCGAACACUAGCGUCGCCGGGCGGGAGCGCGCGGAGCGGGGCGGGCGUGGAGCGUGCGGGGGCCGCGCGCUGCUUCUCAGGGGCCGGACGGCACUGCCGGGAGGCAUCGGUGACAACGACGGCGCCGGGGGUGAGGCAGUGUAACGCAGUUGAAUCCACAAAGCCCAAGACUGAAGAAAGAUCAAAGACAUUGACUAACCUGGAAACAGGGACCUCUUUGGGACUUUGCUUUCAUCUGCAGUAACCUUUUAAAAGUAUCAUCAAGUGGAAUUGAUUUGUUCAUCUUAUUUUGCUUAUUGAGAAGAACAUGUCUUCAGGGAUUUUAUAUUUCUCUAGUUUUGCAUUAACUCUAUAGAAAACUGAGCCCUUAAAGGGCUUGGGGAUAACAAGAAGAGAUUGAAGACAAGCUUGCUCUCUCUGUUUUCCUUUCCUCAUCAAAGAAAAGGGUUUACAACUCAACCUUGGAACAGCUGUUGCCCAGCUUUAGCCAUCAAGAGAAAAUAAAAUUAAAUCACCAUUGCCCAGACUACAAGCCCUGAAGUAAAGGUGUGGAACUGGUGGCGUUGAGAAAACUGCCUAAAAGAAACAAGAACUGCAGCAAAAACUGCUUCUCCCUAAAGCUGGAAAGGGCCUCAGCUUCCUUUUUGGAUUAAAGUAGAAACACAGGGCACACCUCCUGUAGGUGCAGCUCACAUUUCGUGGAAGUGUUGGAGUUGUGGAGGUACCAUAGUAUCUCCUCAGAAGAGUUUCUCCUUACCAGAAGCAUUCUGCCCUACCCCGAUUUCCCCCCUUCUGUCCCUUUGAAGACUUAACUCUGUCCAUGAGCUAUACCUUGAUCUGUCUGACUGCCCAUGUUCUCCACCUGCAGCCAUUUGCAUGUGUACAGCCUACUGUUUGUCUCCAGUUGUUAAACUGUACAAGUUGUGUUUCUUAAUCUCUCCUUCUGCCUUGCUCUGGGGAGGUGGUUAUUCAUCAUUUGGAAUCACCUUUCCCCCUCCCAUGUGCUUUCCUUCAUUUGAGAUCUUUUGAUCUUUGGUUUUAUUUGGGAGGGGGAAGGGUGAUAAUUUAAAAUUUUCUGUUUCCCUGGUUUCCUUCUGUACUCUCUUCUCCAUUGUUUCCCUCAUCCCGUUUUCUUGUCUGUUCUGCCGCUGUGUGGGCCUGGGCUAUGCGGCAGGGCAGAUCUCCCAGCAGAGCUCCAUCAUGCCCGCAGAGUCUGGAAAGAGAUUCAAACCCAGCAAGUAUGUUCCAGUCUCAGCAGCCGCCAUCUUCUUAGUGGGAGCUACAACCCUCUUCUUUGCCUUUACGAAUGCUGAAUAGGUGGGCAGAAGAACCUGUUCUUCCUGGGACGGUACAGAGCUGGGAGUCCCAUCACUGUCCAGGACUAAGCCUCUAUGUGUCACCUGCAGUGCCCAUCUACAAUGCGAUUGUUUUUCUCUUUGUGCUGGCCAACUUCAGCAUGGCCACCUUCAUGGAUCCAGGGAUUUUCCCUCGAGCUGAGGAGGAUGAAGACAAGGAAGAUGACUUCCGAGCUCCCCUUUACAAAACAGUAGAGAUCAAGGGCAUCCAGGUGCGCAUGAAAUGGUGUGCUACCUGCCGCUUCUAUCGUCCUCCUCGGUGUUCCCACUGCAGUGUCUGUGACAACUGUGUGGAGGAAUUUGAUCAUCACUGCCCCUGGGUGAACAACUGUAUCGGUCGCCGGAACUACCGUUAUUUCUUCCUCUUCCUCCUUUCCCUGACAGCACACAUUAUGGGUGUGUUUGGCUUUGGCCUCCUUUAUGUCCUUUACCACAUGGAGGAACUCUCAGGGGUCCGCACGGCUGUCACAAUGGCAGUGAUGUGUGUGGCUGGCUUAUUCUUCAUCCCUGUAGCUGGCCUCACAGGAUUUCAUGUGGUGCUGGUGGCUAGGGGACGCACAACCAAUGAACAGGUUACGGGUAAAUUCCGGGGAGGCGUGAACCCCUUCACCAAUGGCUGCUGUAACAAUGUCAGCCGUGUACUGUGCAGCUCCCCAGCACCCAGGUAUUUGGGGAGACCAAAGAAAGAGAAGACAAUUGUAAUCAGACCUCCCUUCCUUCGACCAGAAGUAUCAGAUGGGCAGAUAACUGUGAAGAUCAUGGACAAUGGCAUCCAGGGAGAGCUGAGGAGAAGUAAGUCUAAGGGAAGCAUGGAGAUGACAGAGAGCCAGUCUGCAGAUGCUGAACCUCCACCUCCUCCUAAGCCAGACUUGAGCCGUUACACAGGGCUACGAACACACCUCAGCCUGGCUACCAAUGAGGAUAGCAGCCUCCUGGUCAAGGACAGCCCCCCCACACCUACCAUGUACAAGUACCGGCCGGGUUACAGUAGCACCAGUGCGUCAGCCGCCAUGCCUCAUUCAUCCAGCGCCAAGUUGAGUCGUGGGGACAGCUUGAAGGAGCCAACCUCAAUUGCAGAGAGCAGCCGCCAUCCCAGCUACCGCUCAGAGCCCAGCUUGGAGCCAGAGAGCUUCCGCUCUCCCACAUUUGGCAAAAGCUUUCACUUCGAUCCACUAUCCAGUGGCUCACGUUCCUCCAGCCUCAAGUCAGCCCAGGGCACAGGCUUUGAGCUGGGCCAGUUGCAGUCCAUUCGUUCAGAGGGCACAACCUCCACCUCCUAUAAGAGCCUGGCUAAUCAGACACGCAAUGGAAGCCUAUCUUAUGACAGCCUGCUCACUCCUUCAGACAGCCCUGAUUUCGAGUCAGUGCAGGCAGGGCCUGAGCCAGACCCUCCUUUAGGCUACACCUCUCCCUUCCUGUCAGCCCGGCUGGCCCAGCAACGGGAAGCCGAGAGGCACCCACGUUUGGUGCCAACCGGCCCAACACACCGAGAGCCCUCACCAGUCCGGUACGACAAUCUGUCGCGCCAUAUUGUGGCCUCCCUCCAGGAACGAGAGAAGCUGCUACGCCAGUCACCCCCACUCCCAGGCCGCGAGGAAGAACCAGGCUUGGGAGACUCGGGUAUUCAGUCAACACCAGGCUCAGGCCAUGCCCCUCGUACUAGCUCCUCCUCAGAUGAUUCAAAGAGAUCACCCUUGGGCAAGACUCCACUGGGACGCCCAGCUGCCCCCCGUUUUGGCAAGCCAGAUGGGCUAAGAGGCCGGGGACUAGGGUCCCCUGAACCAGGCCCAGCUGCCCCAUACCUGGGCCGAUCUAUAUCUUACAGCAGCCAAAAAGUCCCACCUGGUGUGUCUGAGGCGGAGGAAGUGGCUUUGCAGCCAUUACUGACACCCAAAGAUGAAGUACAGCUCAAAACAGCCUACAGCAAAUCCAACGGGCAGCCCAAGAGUAUAGGCUCAUCGUCCCCUGGCCCAGGCCAGCCACCUCUCAGUAGCCCCACAAGGGGAGGAGUCAAGAAGGUGUCAGGGGUGGGUGGUACCACCUAUGAGAUUUCGGUGUGAGCCUUUGGCACCUCCCCUUCCCACACCUCUGCACCUACACCAAAGGGCCCCAGGUGGCCACCGUCCUUUCCUCAAGGGGCUCCCCUCCCCUGCAUGGACAUUUUUUACACCACCGAUUCCAAGAGGAUGAGGAGUGUUUUAUAAAAUGCAGUGGGGUUGGGGAGUUGGAGAGUUGGGGCCCUGAGACUGGGGUAGCAGCCCCUUUCACUUUUGAAGAUCUUCCCUUCCUUAAACCCUGGACCAGACUCAGUGGACAUUUGUGCAAUUGCUCGCCCUGGAGGGAACCAGAUCAUUUUUAAACCAGAAAUAAUUUUUUUUAUUAUUGUUAUGGAUUCUAUUUUUUUCCUCUUCUGCGUUACCAGGUGUGUGUGUACAUAUAUAUAUAUAUAUGUGUGUGUGUGUAUAUAUAUAUAUAUAUAUAUAUAUAUAUAUUAUAAAUAUCAAAGAAAUUAUAUAUCUAUCCUGGGAUGGGAAAAUGAGGGAUAUGUGGAGGGGGAUAUCAUUCUUCCUGAUCCUCAGACCAGCAGGAAAGGGGAGACAUGAAAUGAAGUCUUCCUUUUCUCCAUGGUUUCCUCUUGUCCCAGUUACCAACUAAGGAAAUAGCACCCCCUGUUGUUGGUGCUGAGUAAUCAGGAAAGAAACCCUGGGAGAGGAGAGUUUGGGAUCUUGGUCAGAGGAGGGAAGGACUUGGAGAGAUUUAGUUUUCUAGGUUCCUUGGCACUUAGUUUCCCCAGGAAAGGGGUCAGAGCUCCAUGACUUUGGUAGUUGAGGGAUGAUCAGAAAAAGAGCUUGUCUAAGCUCCAGAAACAAUAUGGGAAAACCCCCCCUUCUUGGGGGUGAAGGAUUAAGGUUGGCUUCUUCAGGUCCCUCAAAGCCUUCCCCCAACUCACAGUUAACAUUAUUUUUAAAUCCAAGGCCGGGAGAGAAGAAUCCAAAAAGCAAUAUUUUCAUCACAUGCCAAAAACAGGAUGGAGAGAUGGAGUGGCAGACCUAGGCCCCUCCAAUUGUCCCUUGGGGGUUACCCCUUAGCCCACCUCAGUAUGGUGCUGGAUAGUGGGGAUACCUGGGUUUUAACCUCUAAAUAGGGGAGACCCCAGCCUCUAGACAGAGGCCCUUUUAUUUUUUACUCUGAUUAGCCAUUUUAAACCAACAAGGAAUAAAAACAAAUCCUGAUCUACUAG